This is a messenger RNA of Eutrema salsugineum, 2137 nucleotides long. RefSeq lists its product as uncharacterized. NCBI's taxonomy places the organism in Eukaryota, Viridiplantae, Streptophyta, Magnoliopsida, Brassicales, Brassicaceae. The transcript has 2 exons. The record is from RefSeq and is a predicted model, not a curated record. Gene Ontology annotation, molecular function: ubiquitin-like protein conjugating enzyme binding; metal ion binding; ubiquitin protein ligase activity. Bases 663 to 1976 code for a protein of 437 amino acids. Gene Ontology annotation, cellular component: endoplasmic reticulum. Gene Ontology annotation, biological process: ubiquitin-dependent protein catabolic process.
UUUCCCACUUAGCAAAUUUUGACAAGAUUUGGACGUUUGUGUCUAAAGGAAAAAGGGCGAAUUUCCAUGGCGUUGUGGGGUGCUUCAGCUAGCUUUCACGAGCUCUGAGCUUGGUGUUGUAGCUGAUUGAAUCAACCAUUUUUCUUCUGAUUUUACCGACCUAGUCCAGUUCCAGGUCGUUGAUUGUUCCUCUCUCCAGCUCCAGAUUUUCUGAUUUUUUUUUUGUUUUAUCAUUUUUUUGGGGGUAUGAUUUGUAUCGGUUUCUGGGUUUCGUAGGCUGAUUUUUGCUGGAUCGAGAGUCGACGAAAGCUUGGGUUUUGUUCAAUCUGGGUUUUUUUAUAUAUUAGAAUUGCAGAUUUCUCAGGCGGGGACUUGAGAGAAUUAGGGUUUUCUGAUUGGGGGUUUCUUGAUGCUGUUAUCCCCUAAUUGUUUUUUGGAGAUCUAGGGCUCAGUAAUGGAAUAAUGGUUGGUCUCUUGCCAUCUCUAUUUGUAAUUAGCGCCUUGUUCGUCCAGAGACUCGGUUUCUUCUUCUUCUUCUUCUUCUCUUCGUUAACCCAUCGUUAUCAUUUGAAUCUGAAGCAAAUCUGAGAUUACACCAACUCUCUCGCCUGUAAAUUGCUUCCGCGGAUAAUAAAGAUCCUGCGAAGUACAAUUGUUUAUUGAUGGGUGAGGAGUUAGCUGACACAAUGAACCUGGAUUUGAAUCUUGGGCCUGGUCCUGAGUCAGAUCUCCUACCGGCACCAAACGAGACUGUGAAUUUGGCUGACUGGACUAAUGAGCCUUCUGAGAGAUCCUCGGAAGCUGUGACGAGGAUCAGGACCCGGCAUAGGACGCGAUUCAGACAACUUAAUCUCCCAAUCCCGGUUCUGUCUGAAACCCAUACCAUGGCUAUUGAACUGAACCAGUUGAUGGGAAGUUCUGUAAAUGGAGCUUCUUUGCAGACUGGUGAGGGUAGUGAAAGAGGCAAUGAGGAUUUGAAAAUGUGUGAGAACGGAGAUGGAGCGAUUGGGGACGGUGUAUCGGAGAAGAAAGCUGAUGUCGAGAAAAACAGUGGCAGCGACGGUAACUUUUUCGACUGUAAUAUAUGUUUGGAUCUUUCAAAGGAGCCGGUUCUCACCUGUUGUGGCCAUCUUUACUGUUGGCCUUGUCUAUACCAAUGGUUACAAAUCUCGGAUGCAAAGGAAUGUCCAGUUUGCAAAGGAGAGGUGACCCCUAAAACCGUGACACCGAUCUAUGGGCGUGGAAACCAUAAAAGAGAAAUUGAAGAGAGUUUAGAUACUAAGAUCCCUAUGAGACCCCACGCGAGACGCAUCGAGAGUUUGAGGAAUACAAUUCAAAGGUCGCCUUUUACAAUACCGAUGGAAGAGAUGAUUAGACGUCUACAGAGUAGGUUUGACAGGGAUUCAACCCCGUUACCUGAUUUUAGUAACCGCGAGGCGUCAGAAAGAGUGAACGAUCGAGCCAAUUCAAUUCUUAACCGGUUGAUGACUUCUAGGGGAGUUAGAUCAGAGCAGAGCCAGGCUAGUGCUGCAGCAGCCGCCAUUGCAGCAGCAUCAGAGGAUAUCGACCUGAACCCGAACAUUGCUCCUGAACUUGAAGGAGAAACCACCACAAGAUUCCAUCCUCUGUUGAUCAGGAGACAGUUACAGUCGCACCGAGUCGCAAGGAUCUCAACGUUCACCUCCGCUUUGAGUUCUGCUGAGAGGCUCGUAGAUGCGUAUUUUAGAACUCAUCCAUUGGGGAGGAACCACCAAGAGCAAAACCAUCAUGCUCCUGUUGUGGUUGAUGAUAGAGACUCAUUCUCAAGCAUUGCAGCUGUUAUAAACUCGGAGAGUCAGGUGGAUACUGCAGUUGAGAUUGAUUCUAUGGUCACUCUGUCGACAUCUUCUUCGAGGAGAAGAAAUGAGAAUGGCUCCAGGGUUUCUGAUGUAGACAGUGCAGAUUCUCGCCCGCCUAGGAGAAGGAGAUUUACUUGAAACAAAUAAAAAACAAAUCUUUCAAUCUGUGGAAGAUGAUGAAGAAGAAGAUUGUAACUUUAUUUUUCUUGGUGCUUGUUGGUUUGUUGUAUUUGUUUUGUAACUUUCGCAAUAGGGAUGGUAUUUUAAUCAAAGUUUUAUGAUCUUGUCUUUUUCAGGAA